This is a messenger RNA of Naegleria lovaniensis, 1206 nucleotides long. RefSeq lists its product as uncharacterized. Gene Ontology annotation, cellular component: cytoplasm. The coding region runs from base 1 to 1206 and encodes 401 amino acids. The transcript has 2 exons. Lineage: Eukaryota; Heterolobosea; Eutetramitea; Acrasida; Naegleriidae. The record is from RefSeq and is a predicted model, not a curated record. Gene Ontology annotation, molecular function: guanyl-nucleotide exchange factor activity.
AUGAUUUUGCAACAAAAGAGGAGAUUCUUGGUGGAACAACUUAUGGCUCAGGAAAAGCUGGAUCGACUCGAUCAAGAAAUACGGAACGUUUUUAUUUCUGAUGAGAGUGUUUCAUCUCGCAUAGCCAUGGUUACUAAUUUCAGUUGGAAAAAUUCUCAUACCAAGAGUAGUGAUCUCGGUGUGUUGGAAGCACAAAUAGAGGAUGACUUGAAUGAUCCGAUCAAUAAUGUUUUAUUUGCUGGAGAGGAUUUGGAUUUUAAAGUAUUGUUAUGCACGAGAAGUCUUCAUAGGCUUUUCGUUUUAAAAAAUUCAUUUCAAGAUAAUAUCGGAGUCUUUCAAAAAUUAACAAAUUUGGACGUGAUGGAUCAGCUGAAGAAGGAUGAUCAUGUUAUUGAUUUGAGUUUUGGUAGCGUUCAUACAUUAAUUUUAACAAGAAAGGGAAGAGUGUUUGGAUUUGGAAAUAAUCAAUAUGGACAAUUAGGCCAGGAAAAGGAACAUGUAUUUUUUUCCAAACCUGUGAGCAUUAGAAUUAAUUCCCAUGAGAACGAAAAGGUUAAAUUUCAUGCGAUUCAUGCAUUUGGAAAUAAGUCAUACUUUGUAUCUAAUAUUGGAUUAUUCUAUUGUGGAGAUGGUAAUCCUCCUCAGAAACUUCAGAUCUCUUUUCCAUCAAGUGCCAUAAAGAUGGUCGACGGUUCUAAAGAUAUGACAGUAAUAUUGACAGCCUCAGGAGAAAUGCACGCCAUGUAUGGAACAGAUCCAAUUUUUAUUCAUAUUCACCCUUCCAUGCAUGUUGACUCCGUCGCAGUAUGCAAGCUUAGCUAUAUUGUGUUUCUUUGUGGCCAGAAAGUAUUUUACUCAUUAGGGUCAACUAUCACACAAAUUGAUUUUGAGCUCCUAUUCAAAGAUCCAUCACAUUAUGUAACUGAUAUCAAAAGCUCAGACAAAACUGUGUAUUUCUUAACCUCAAAAAGAGAAAUAUGGAGCAAUUUUGUUACAUCAAAGCCGACAAAGAUCUUAAACGAACCAAGAUUACCUUCGUAUUAUAAUUGGCACAUGUCGUUAGACAAAAAUACUGAUCGAUUCUGUGCCAUUGUGAAAUUGUCACCAAAUCAAAAGAGAAUCGUUUGGUUCUGGAGCAACUUGAAGAAGUCAGCAAGUAAUCAACAUGAAUCAUUUGCAGAUAUUGUCAUGCAUACUUUUCAUUAA